This is a messenger RNA of Penicillium angulare, 1011 nucleotides long. RefSeq names its product 4-hydroxybenzoate octaprenyltransferase. Gene Ontology annotation, molecular function: 4-hydroxybenzoate polyprenyltransferase activity. Gene Ontology annotation, cellular component: mitochondrial inner membrane. The coding region runs from base 1 to 1011 and encodes 336 amino acids. The record is from RefSeq and is a predicted model, not a curated record. The transcript has a single exon. Lineage: Eukaryota; Fungi; Ascomycota; Eurotiomycetes; Eurotiales; Aspergillaceae. Gene Ontology annotation, biological process: ubiquinone biosynthetic process.
AUGUCGACACUCACUCAACGCCAAACCACCAAAACAAACCUUAAACUAGGAGGGGGAAAGCCUCAAGAUGCUAGCACAUUCCCUAAUGAGAUGCCCAUCCAAGGCGUUGCCAAACUAGCCCCAUCAUCAUGGGUUCCUUAUGUCCAAUUGAUGCGACUUGACCGCCCAGGCUUCCUUGGUUUCUUCAUGCCAACCCUCACAGGCCUUACUGCUGGGGCUGGUUUAUCCAAGCCCUUGACAUCCCCCACCACUCUACUGAAAGAGUUCGCAUUCUGGUGGCUAGUCACCAACCUCAUCCGUGGCACAUCUUGCACCUGGAACGACAAUGUAGACCAAGACUUUGACCGUCAGGUUCCACGGACCCGCACUCGGCCCAUCGCGCGAGGUGCCGUCUCAACUACCCAAGCGCAUAUCUUCACCCUUGUCCAGUUAGCUAUUACCUGCUGGAGCCUCUCACAUCUACCCCCACAAUGCUUUCCUUGGACCAUUACCCUGAUAGUCACCCACACUAUUUACCCACUCUGUAAACGCUUCAUGGAUUUCACUCCUGUCUUUCUGGGUCUGCCGUUCUCAGCUUCUAUGAUGCUUCCCGCUGUCGGUCUCGGCCUGGAUCCAUUUUCUCUGCCUGCAGGAUUACUAUUUGGAGCGGAGUUCACGUGGACUGUGAUUUAUGAGACUAUCUACGCUCAUCAGGAUGUCCAACAUGAUGUACAGGCCGGGGUUAAGUCUAUGGCUGUUAGGUUCAAGGACUCUACAAAGACUUUGGCCUCGUGCUUGAGUGUUGUCAUGGUUGGAUUCCUGGUUGCUAUCGGAGUUGUUUGUGAGAUGUCGGCGCCUUAUUUUCUAGUGAGCUGUGUUGGAACAGCAAUUUCGUUGGCUAUUAUUAUCUCCUCUGUCGAUUUGACGAAGCCUGAGAGUUGUCUGUAUUGGUUCCGGACAGGUUUCUACAUUGUGGGCGGAAGUAAGGUGGGUGGAUUCGCUGCCGAUUAUUUGGUUUCUCUUUUAGCUUAA